This is a messenger RNA of Solea solea (common sole), 1701 nucleotides long. RefSeq names its product kaptin (actin binding protein) (gene kptn). The transcript is spliced from 12 exons. Gene Ontology annotation, biological process: cellular response to amino acid starvation; negative regulation of TORC1 signaling; actin filament organization. Gene Ontology annotation, molecular function: actin filament binding. Gene Ontology annotation, cellular component: actin cytoskeleton; lamellipodium; KICSTOR complex. The record is from RefSeq and is a predicted model, not a curated record. Lineage: Eukaryota; Metazoa; Chordata; Actinopteri; Pleuronectiformes; Soleidae. The coding region runs from base 122 to 1441 and encodes 439 amino acids.
UGGUGUGAUAGUGUCGUGAGUGAGACAGCCUGGAGUACAGAUGAAGCAAAAAACGACUAUGAAACUGUAAACUUCCCGACAAUUCUGACAACAUUAGUGCGGUUUAGUCUUAAUCUACAGAAUGCUCCGUGAGCUGUAUCCUUUCGCGGAGGACAGUUUCAGCCGCUUCCCUUCGCAGAGCAACAUUUACGGGCUGUGUCAGGCCGGAGAGCAGGAGCUGCUGGCGGCCACACUCAAAGGGAAGGUGGUGUGUUUCAGAUACCAGGAGCUGCAGCACAAAAUCAGACCUGUGGCCAAAGAGGUUCAGUUCACAUACAUACCAGUUGAUGCAGAAAUCGUAUCCAUUGAUGCCUUCAACAAGUCUGCACCCAACAGAGGUCUGGUGGUGGGCAUCACAUUUAUUAAGGACUCUGGUGACAAAGCCACUCCAUUCCUGAACAUCUACUGUGACUAUGAGCCCGGCUCAGAGUUCAACCUGGAGUCCAUAGCACAAAGUUGUCUGAAUCUGGAGCUGCAGUUCACGCCCUUCCAGCUGUAUCACACCGAAGUGCAGUGUGAUGAUAACAACAGUGAAACAGUGUUUCUGCUCAGUGGCCAUGACCAGAGGAUACACCUGUACAAAGAGAACGCCUCCCUCCACCAGUUUGAGGAGCAGCCUGUGGAGAGACUCUUCCCUGAACUACAGCAGCUGCCCAGCAACGUGCUCUGGUUGGACGUGUUGAAUUUAGCUGGCGGCCGGAGACUCUCAGCAUUCGGCUGUCAGAAUGGCUGCGUUGGUCUGGCUCUGGUAAACCAGACUGGACCAGAGGUUUUACAGAGCUGGCGGGUCCAGUUUGACAGUCCAAUCUCCACAGUUCUGCUGUUCCCUCUGAGCUGCCACGCUGAGCCCAGCCACGCCAACAGAGACACGAGUGUGGAAAAAGAGAGUUACAACCUUCUGGUGACCAGCACCAUUGAGAUGGCAGUCGUUUACAGAGACGUGCAGGAGUUCGGUCUCUCUCGCUCCGCAUGUCUCUCAGAAAGUCACCACUGCGACGCAGUGCUGUGUGCUCUGGUCAUUGACUUGGAUUUUGAUGGACAGAAGGAGGUGCUGCUGGGCACAUACGGACAGGAACUUCUGUGUUACAAAUUCACUCCAGCAGGGAGCGGACAGUUUCAGCUGCAGUGGAGGCGGAGCUUCACAAGUCCCUUGCUGUCCGUCAUCUACUUAGAUUUGACCGGGGACGGCCUAAGAGAGCUGGCCGUCCUCACACUGAAAGGACUGCAUAUCUUACAGCACAGUCUCACCUGCACUGCUGAUCUGGUCCUGGAGCGGAUAAUGCAGAAGGUGUCUGCACUGACAGCCGGUUCUGAGCUGGAGUCGGCCAAAGCUCCAGAAACUGAGGAGACUGAUGCUGCAGCUAAGAAAGAAGAGUGUUCCGCUCACACGUCGACAGAAUGAGAUGAGAAUCUUUUGCUCCCACGUGUAGUCAGUGGUUCAGACCUGAAGUAUGUGCCUUGUGUUUUCUCAGGGUCACACAUUGAUCACAGACAUGGAUUGAAAUCACCACAGUAACUGCUGCGUGUUAAUGACGGAGGUGUUCAAACUAAAACAAGCGAGUACAGUUCACUGGACAUAUGUAAUGAUAUAGACUGAGGUGAGCUGCUGUAGAUAGUGUACAGUAAUGGAAAGAUAAUAAAUGACACAUUUGGGUCACGGCA